UCAACUUUAGACUGCUGACUGUGUCAGUUUAGGUUUAGCUUUAGCUUCAGUUUUGCAACUGUGACACUUGUUAACCAGACAGCGCCAUGCACUGGCCACCGUUCCUUGGUUUUUGCCUCAUUGUCUGUGCCUGUGUCUGUCCUGCUGCCCCUCAGGUGAUGCGUCGUCGCCAGGUUAUUACACCCACCUGGCUAAUGGGACCUAGAUUGCCCAACUCCAAGGCAGCCCCCAAGGUGCAGGUCACCCAGCAGAACCUAAGGGAAGUGGCCGCCUGGCGAGCCACCAUCCAAAAGGCUGUCGAUGAGGGCACCUAUGUGGUAGCAGCGCCUCCACCGCAGGAGGUCAUAGCCAACCUUGGGGGCAGUUUUCCACCGCCCUUGCCACAGUUUUGGACACCUUUACCUAUGCCAGCCUAUAAUUUUACCAACCCUUGGCCCAGAUUUGGCUAAUCCAUCAUGUUUCUAACUAUGAUAAGUUUGUUUCUUCAUUUUUAACUUAAUAAACUCUGGCAUCAACGAUCGAAGAGGUGAGGGAAACGCAGUAGCUUCGAGCCACGCCUCUUGAGGAACUGAAAGAAUGCAGAGAGAAAUUAGAGAAAAGACUCGACGAAUUAUAUAGCAUUUCAUGGGGUUUUAUUGUUUCCAAAAAAUCGACAAAUCAAAUCGGGAGUAAUAAUGGGUGGUAGAGUGACUACGCUUGAAACAGUUUAUAAUUUACCAAAUGUUACAUAUCGUUCUUUUGUCUUUUUUUUGUGUGUUGUGACGUCGCGAUUUGUCUGUCUUUUUUUGUGUUUUCUGUACAAAACGUCUUUCUUUUAAAACAUCUAAACUCUACCGAACGAAACGAACAAAUACAAAAAAAAAUUCUCUAAAAUAUAUAGUAUAUAUAUAGUUAA
This is a messenger RNA of Drosophila serrata, 895 nucleotides long. RefSeq lists its product as uncharacterized. The record is from RefSeq and is a predicted model, not a curated record. NCBI's taxonomy places the organism in Eukaryota, Metazoa, Arthropoda, Insecta, Diptera, Drosophilidae.